This is a messenger RNA of Nannospalax galili (Upper Galilee mountains blind mole rat), 1289 nucleotides long. It is a transcript of the gene Tax1bp3, whose product is annotated as Tax1 binding protein 3. NCBI's taxonomy places the organism in Eukaryota, Metazoa, Chordata, Mammalia, Rodentia, Spalacidae. The record is from RefSeq and is a predicted model, not a curated record. Gene Ontology annotation, molecular function: protein binding. Gene Ontology annotation, cellular component: postsynaptic membrane; postsynaptic density; adherens junction. Gene Ontology annotation, biological process: neurotransmitter receptor transport postsynaptic membrane to endosome; neurotransmitter receptor transport, endosome to postsynaptic membrane. The coding region runs from base 118 to 492 and encodes 124 amino acids. The transcript has 4 exons.
AUUUAUGAGGGGGCGGGCGGAGCAGGGCUGCCUUUGUUAACCCGGGGAGGGCGCGGCCGCGGGCGUUCUGAUUGCGGGCUUCUCCGAGAGCUGCCUGCUUGUCACAUUGGGGUCGAAAUGUCCUACAUCCCGGGCCAGCCGGUCACCGCCGUGGUGCAAAGAGUUGAAAUCCAUAAGCUUCGUCAAGGUGAGAACUUAAUCCUGGGCUUCAGCAUCGGAGGUGGGAUUGACCAGGAUCCUUCCCAGAAUCCCUUCUCGGAAGAUAAAACAGACAAGGGCAUUUACGUCACACGGGUAUCUGAGGGAGGCCCUGCUGAAAUUGCUGGGCUGCAGAUCGGAGACAAGAUCAUGCAGGUGAACGGCUGGGACAUGACCAUGGUCACUCAUGACCAAGCUCGGAAGCGGCUCACCAAACGCUCAGAGGAGGUGGUGCGCCUGCUGGUGACGAGGCAGUCUCUGCAGAAAGCUGUGCAGCAGUCCAUGCUGUCUUAGUAGCAGCCAGUCUCCACCUCAUGCCUGCCUGCCUUUUUGUACAGUGACACCACUUCCAUGCUCUGUCUGCCCCUUGUUCUGGCUUCUGCUGUGUGCUGGGCCCCUCUGAGGAGCAGUAGCCGAUCCCUGGGCCUGAGCCAGCCGUCCUUCUCCUCCACCCCGAGUCUGAGGCCAUGGGACCAGCUCUCUCCCUUGGACAUUGAAGAUUGGAAAUACAGGCCUGGAGCUGAGUCAUAGCCAGUCUGCAGUGACCACAGGCUCAGGCCUCAAGGGCUGCCUUGCUGCAGCAGGGGACAUUUUCCCUGAUUUGCUCUUGCUGCAGGGCUUGGCCCUACCCUGUGUCACCUGCUGAGUGCCACUCUCCAUUCUUCCCGUCAUGGUGCCCAGCCUGUGGCUGGACCCACAUGUCAGAGGCACCAGGAAGGCCACCUGGAUGGAUACUGGCAGGUUCCCAUACCUUCACACCCCAGGUGGGUGCUGGCCUCCCUGGGGUUUGCCUGCUUAUCCCAUUUAGACAAGGUUCAAGGCUGACAUUUCAGAGUAGCUCUCAGGAUUGCCAUUUUUCUCUACACCUGGGGUUUUAACUUUUGUAUUUUUUUAGUCACAAGUUUGAUAUGAAGUGUUUAUAUCUUACUAUUUGGAAAAGCCAAUUCUUUUGAAUUUAGCUUACUAAUUCACACCUGGGAGCAGCAAAUUGUAGCAUGUGACCAAGCCAUAUGUUGGUUACCGUGGAAACGGGGCAGUAUGGUGCUGCCCCAUGCUCAACACUUGUGCCCAAUAAAUGACGCUGGAAUUCA